CCUACUAGUUCCCUGAUGCGCUCCCCACCUCUCCCAGACCCAAUGCCCUCGUCCCUCCCUCCUCCCCUCCUCCCUAAACACUGUGGCCUACUAACCGUGUCUUCCGGGUUGACUGUGACGGACAUGAUCCUUUCCUGGCGCGGUGACGGUGGCAGGACGCUGGGAGGGACGGAGGAAAGGAUGAGAGCGUUCAGCUGGGUCCCACUUCUGGGGCUCCUGGCUGCCCUGGCGGCUGCCCAAGAAAAUAAACCAACUAGGUCCACUGUGAUCCACCUGUUCGGAUCGCCCCUACUGUCUGUGCAGAGCCGCAAUGCCCACCUCACACCGCAGUCUCGGCUUGAGUCAGUGGUGGAUGGAGAGAGAGUCGUCACCCAGGAGGAGGCUGUCGUGGAGGAGGCCUCACACAAGACAGCUGAUGCCAGCCCCAGUGGAAUUCUUGAGACAGUGCAGAAAUUGGUUGCCUCUGCUGUGUCUCCUUUAACCUCAGAUUCCGUUGCUGCUGAGGAGACUGAGGUGGAAGGUUCACAGCUAAAUGUCAAUCCUGCCCCUGUUGAGGAGGUGGAGGAUGACAGAGUAACUGAGGAGCAAGUGGUGCCUACAAACCCUUCCGAGCCAGAGGAAGCCCCCACUGUCUUCACUAAUCAGAAUGAGGAGGAGGCUCCUGUCGAGAGCAAUAACAAUAAGAACAAGAAUAACGUGAAGCUGGUUGGAGUGUACAAUGAGGUAGUGGACAAUGUCAUCGAUGUCCUGAGUUCCAGCCUCUCGAAAGUGGGUCCUCUGCCCAUUGAACUCUCUGAUGAUGUAGCGGUCUCAGCCUUAGAAAGAGUUGAUGAGGCCAGCCUAGAGUUUAAACAUGAAGAGACUGACCCUGCACCUUCCUUCUUCAGAAAACUCACAGCCCUAGAUGCAGCUGAGGCUACUCCUGAACCAGAACCUGAACCUGAGCCAACAGAUACAAAGGGUAACAAGAACAAAACCAGGAAAGAAACAAGGAACAAGAACAAGAGAAAAAACAAGAACAAGAACAGGAAGAACAAGAGGAAGGGUGAGAUGUCUGAUGAUGAAGAUUCUGAGAGGAAGAACAACAAGAAGAUCAGGAAGAACAAGAACAAGAACAAGGGAGUGAAUAAUGAAGAAGAAGAGGAAGUGGAAGAAGAGGUGAAGGUUAAACCAACAAACAAGGGCAACAAGAAGAGAAACAAGAAUAAGAAUAAGAACAAAAGGAACAAGAGGAGGAACACCAAGAAGAAUAAGAAGAGGAAUAAGUCGGAGGGCAUUGAAGUAUCCAGGGAUGGCAGAGCUAUGAGUGAGGAUGAGGAUGUUGAGGACGAGUCAGUGACUGUUGGGCAGGCACGCAGGAAGUACCCUGAGAGGAAGAACAAAGGGAAUAAGAAGAAUAAGAGGAGGAGGAAUAACAAGAACAAAAAAAAUAGGAAGAAUAAGAACAAGAAGAAUGCCAACAAGAACAGUGAUGCUCAGGAGAAGGAGAGCAGAGCAGAUCCUGGCCCCGUGUAUCCAUCACCAGAGGAACUUUCGAACAGCAAUGCUUACAUCACUGGUCUCUCAACCAUUAGCCGUGUUGGGGAUGUGACCGUGGAGAACACAGGAAAAGCCCUCUUGGUGAAUGCCAAGGUGCAGGUUGGACCCAUGUUUGUGCAGCUGGCUAAUGCAGCACGUGCUCUCACCAAGUCUCAGGUGUCCACACUCUUGGAGGCAGACAUGCAGUUCAAAGUCAGGUCUAAGGGGCGUGGUCGGAAGCUCAUCAAGCUGAACAGUGUGACCAUGGGUGGCCCCUCUGAGAUCAGCGUGGCACGCCUGGACCUGCCCCUGGAGCCUGAGGUGGUGCUGGCUGCCCAGGACGAGGUGCUCAAUGCCCUGGAUGUGUCUCGUGUAGGCCGCAUCUUUGAGAUGGAGCUGGAGAAGAUCUUUGAAGAGGACAAUGUUGUUCAGAAUCUUGAAAGUCACCCACUCUUGAAGAAGUAAACCUGGCUGCCCUCCAGUCCACAGCCUGGCCUGGUGAGACCCUCAGCAGCAAGGGAGGCUGUGUCCCAAAUGACCUUUGCCUUGGGAUGAAUGGCCUGAGUGUUGCUAGGAAUACUAAUCCCAUGGCACACACUGUUGGGUUGUCUUGCUGGCAGGACUGUGCUGGCUUGGCAUGGUGUUGUAUUGAUGCACAGGUGACCACAGACAUCCACCUCAGGCUGUCCCCACACCUUAGCAUCUACGCAGCCUGAACCUCUGUGGUGACUCAGGGAUGCCUGUGCUCCCCAUUCACGCACACACACACACACACACACACACACACACACACACACACACACACACACACACACACACACACACACA
This is a messenger RNA of Portunus trituberculatus (swimming crab), 2346 nucleotides long. Its product is annotated as AAC-rich mRNA clone AAC11 protein-like. The transcript has 12 exons. Bases 16 to 1983 code for a protein of 655 amino acids. The record is from RefSeq and is a predicted model, not a curated record. Lineage: Eukaryota; Metazoa; Arthropoda; Malacostraca; Decapoda; Portunidae.